Pelodiscus sinensis (Chinese soft-shelled turtle) is the source of this 1766-nucleotide messenger RNA. The record is from RefSeq and is a predicted model, not a curated record. NCBI's taxonomy places the organism in Eukaryota, Metazoa, Chordata, Testudines, Trionychidae.
UUCUCUGAUCUCCCUAUGCAUUUUGUGCCGGUUCUUAACUAUAUUGAUGGAAAGUUAACAUUCCUUAGAAUCAGAAAGGACACAUCUGCCUGUUCAGAAUCAACUAAUGGAUCUUCACAAACAGAUGUUCUUCCUUUUGAGACAACUAGUAAAGAAGCCUUCUUCAGCCGAGUAGAAACAUUUACUUCUUUGAAGUGGGCAGGCAAACCUCAUGAGCUGUCCCCCCUGAUAUGUGCCAAGUAUGGAUGGACCAUUGUAGAAAGCGACAUGCUGAAGUGUUCCAGCUGUCAGGCCUUCCUCUGUGCAAGUUUGCAGCUGGCAUUUGACUUCAACAAAUACAAGGAGCGGUGUGUGGAGUUGAAGAAAGCUUUGUGCACGGCCCACGAGAAGUUCUGCUUCUGGCCCGACAACCCCUGCCCAGAUCGUUUUGCUGUUCUACUGGUGGAUGAGCCCCUAGCCCUUGUCAGUGACUUCCUGGACCGCUUUCACAGCCUGUGUCAGCUAGAACUUCAGCUGCCCUCUCUGAAACCAGAGGAUCUGAAAAAUAUGUCAUUGACGGAAGAUAAAAUCAGCCUUCUCCUGCAUCUGAUCGAGGAGGAGCUCGAAUGCAAAACCGAAGGGGGGAAAACGGCGACGAAGACGGGCUCUGACAUUUUUCAAAUCCAUGUCCCUGCCUGCAUUCUGGCCCUCUGUGGCUGGGCUUACAGCCCUCCGUCAAGAUCCAUGCACCUCCCGAUCAUCACGUGCUCCCGCUGCAUGAGGAAGGUAGGGCUAUGGGGCUUCCAUCAGAUUGAAUCUUCCAUGCUCGAGCUGGACUCUUGCUUCGGACUCGGCAGCACUCCCACCACGCCCACAGAGGCGCGCUCCGAGCGAGCCCCACUGGUGCCCACCUCUCCGAGCCGCCCGGUAACCCGCAGCAUGGGGCAGGGGGACAGCAUGGAGGUGCCGUCCAGCCCGCACCGGAGAGCCAAGCGGGCGCGCCUCUGCUCUUCCAGCAGCUCGGAUGCCUCCGCCAGAAGCUUCUUCGAUCCCAGUGCCCAGCACCGCGACUGGUGCCCUUGGGUCAACGGCGUGCAGGAGAAGGCCGCCUCGGAGGACACCGGCAAGCAAUCGGAGCUGACGUCCGGGAAGGCGGAGCCCGGGUGGCGGGCGGUGCUGAACGUUCUCCUGGCCGCCAGGAAAUCCAACAGAGCAGCUGAGGCAGAGCUGGUGAGCCUCUCGGUAAAAUCCUGCAAGGUGUUCCGGAUAUUCCGGCAGUGGGAAGCCGCAUGCUCCUCCUGAAGCCGCUUGGCCCCGCCAGGCGGGCUGCGUGGGAUGGUUGUUUGCCCUGCCGCCCCGGAGAUGGUCCCCCAGGCCCGGCAGGGAGCGGGCGCCCUUUCCUGGGAGAAGCAGGCAGUCUGGAGGUGCCCACACCACAGCAUGAAGGCCGCACUCUGCCCUGGCUGCAAGCUGCAGACCACAACAGUUUGAUUUGAAACCCCAGCUGAGCCUACGGGCACAUCUCGAAACCUGCACCCUCCUCCCGAGUUGCCCCUGCAGCCCUCGGAGCUGCCAGCUGUGGACAGCCCUGCACCGAGUUCUCACCUCCAACCAGAGCAGGAUCCGGGCGGGGAAGAGCUCUCCUGCCAAGGAACAGCGUCCAUGUCAUUGGUUAGUGCAGCAGAUGGCCCGAGGCCUGUCCUCCCUGCACUCCCUCCGUGGGCCUGUGAGCCAGGGCCCCGCUGGCAUGGGGGUGGUGUCAGGGGGUAAUAAAAGCUUUCACUGUG